AUGCCUCAUUCCCAGAAGGUAGUUGUUGUCGGAGGUGGCCCUGUCGGCGCGUUAUCUGCGCUCUAUGCAGCUAGAAGGGGUUAUCAGGUCGAGUUAUAUGAGCUUAGAGACGAUCCAAACUAUGGGGAUCCCAAUGCUAGGCCGGAUAUUGCAGUCAUCCCACUGGCACUCUCAGAACGUGGUAUUAGAGCCAUCUCCAGCGCAGGAGUGCCAGGCUUGCUUGAAGAUAUUCUAGAUAAUUCAAGACCGGUGUAUAAACGAAUGGUUCAUACAUGGAAUAGCCAGGGACAGCACAUGGAGAUCCCAAUGACAUACGGCCCACAGGGACAAUGUCUUCACACUCUGCAACGCGAGAAGAUAACCAAACAUGUCAUGUUGGCGCUUCUUAAAGAGCCUACGGCAAAGCUCUUUUUUAACCAGAAGCUGUCAGCAUGCGACUUUGAAGGAAAAACUGCGACUUUUGAAACAGUGACUUGGCGAGAGAAGUCCCGUUUCUCGGAACAAGAGCUUGCAAAUGCUGUCCUGGGUCAUGUGUCAUCUAUACCUAACGGAGCUGAAGCAGGGUGUGGAAAUGUAUUUCCAGCGCAAGGAAACGCAUCAAAGACCAAACGGGUGGACUUUGAUUUCCUUAUUGGAGCGGAUGGCACCUAUUCUAGUGUCCGACAGACCAUGAUGAGAAGCCUUGAGAUGGACUUCUCCCAAACUUACGCCAACGCAAUGUGGUGUGAUCUUAUCUUCCCUCCAGAUAAGAACGGUGACUAUCGGAUAGAUCCUAAGUGCCUUCAUAUAUGGCCAUCUAACCAAAGCAUUGUUAUCGCUCAGACAGAUAUAGAUGGAUCCUUCAGGGCCGGAAUGGUCUGUGACACGGAAAAGCUUAAAUAUUUUGAAGCACAUCCGGAGGCAUUUUCGGAUUUUUUUGUCAAAGAAUUUGCUGGAAUUGUGCCAGAUCUUCUUUCGGUGGAGGAGGUAACAAGGCAAUUCCUUGCACACCAAAAAAUACCUUUAAAGUCGAUCAAAUGCGGGAAGCUUGGGUAUAAAGAUAACGCUGUGCUCCUGGGUGAUAGCUGCCACACGAUGACACCUUUCCAUGCUAUGGGCAUGAUUACCGGUCUUGAAGAUGUACGUGUGUUCUUCGAAGAGUUCCGUGACCCCGGGUUAGCUGCUUUGCCAGAGGAUAUGGGUAGCAAUGGCCUUCCAAAAGAGAAGCCAUUCUGUGCUCCAGGCACUGUAAAUGCUUAUACAGAAUUCAGACUGCCAGAUAUUCACACUAUGGUGGACUUUGCGAGUGAGCAUUACCACGAGCUUCGGAUCGGCGUCAGAUCUCCAAUGACAAGGGCAAUGAAUAUGAUUGACCGUUUCCUCGGUGGUUGGUUACCGGCUUUAGGUUGGACGACGUUGUAUGCAAGGAUUCAAUUUCAGCACGAGAGGUUCAGCGUUGUGAAGGCCAAAGAACAGAGGCAGAGGAAAAUACUAGGCGUGAUAGUUGCUAGUGGUGCCAUGGUAGGCGCCAGCAUAGUCGCAGCAGGGGUCAUAGCUUUGCAGCCUAUGAUCACAUCGAUGUUUUCAGCGCCCGCCAGCUCUCAUUUCGCCCACGUACUUUCGCAGUCAACUUGA
Messenger RNA from Nannizzia gypsea CBS 118893, 1614 nucleotides. Its product is annotated as kynurenine 3-monooxygenase. The coding region runs from base 1 to 1614 and encodes 537 amino acids. Gene Ontology annotation, cellular component: mitochondrial outer membrane. NCBI's taxonomy places the organism in Eukaryota, Fungi, Ascomycota, Eurotiomycetes, Onygenales, Arthrodermataceae. Gene Ontology annotation, biological process: NAD+ metabolic process. Gene Ontology annotation, molecular function: NAD(P)H oxidase H2O2-forming activity; kynurenine 3-monooxygenase activity; FAD binding. The record is from RefSeq and is a predicted model, not a curated record. The transcript has 4 exons.